Messenger RNA from Salvia miltiorrhiza (redroot sage), 2244 nucleotides. RefSeq lists its product as uncharacterized. Bases 371 to 1909 code for a protein of 512 amino acids. The transcript has 15 exons. The record is from RefSeq and is a predicted model, not a curated record. Lineage: Eukaryota; Viridiplantae; Streptophyta; Magnoliopsida; Lamiales; Lamiaceae.
UCUUCUUCUUCUUAUUUUUUUGAAGCUCACGAGUCACGACCUUACAUUAUUACAUACACACCGCACUUUACACUACAGUCGAGGAAUGGAGUAUGAGAUAUCAAAAUUGAAAAUGUAUUCUAUUUCUAAAAAUAUAGGCAAAAUUUGGGCAUAAAACGCUUUUAAAAGAGAAAAAGUACUUCACCUAUUCUCAGUCAGUCCGGUUCAAGAGUUACAGUAGUUUCCAUUGGCAACUACAAUCGCUAUCCUUCAGUCGGCCUAGCAUUGCGCGAGAAAACACCAUUUGUGCCAAAGCAAUUGUUGCGACGAGUUCCAAUUUAGGGCGGGAAAAUUUCAUAAUUUCGCUAUCCAAUUUGCCAGCUCUACGCGAAUGUGGCGGAGAAACGCUGCUGGAUUUAGAAAUGAAGCGCGAGAAAAUGAAGAUUCCGAUCAGAGCAUAUCUGAAGAGGAUGAAGGUCCGGAUGGUGACUGGACACGAAACACUGUUUCCUUGGGUGGAGAGGAAAAUGGCAAGGGGAAGAUACAGGUUCUCUCACAACUUGAGAUAUUCAGAGAGUCCUUUACAGAGGAGUCCAUCUCAUCCCCUGGGAAAAAAGGACGUUAUCAAAUCGAAGAUGAAGUUGAACCUCCUAUCUUCAGCGAUAGUUCUCGCAGCCACUACCAUGGAAUUGCCUCCGCUACCCGUGCUCGUUCCAAUAAAGGACUUAUCUGCUUACCUGAAGUAGCUUCAGUCUCGUACUCUGAUGAAGAAAUUAUUUCUGAUGAUGAGAAAAUCGAUCCUGGUACCUCUAGAAGUGUUAGAGAAAAGUUGGCCAUCACAUGGUCUGAAGCAAGUCGUGAAGUGGAGGCAUUAGUCCGGUCAAAUGAGAAUCCCUGCUGUUCCUCAAACCACCAUGAUGCAUUUGUGAAAGAAAAGAAAUCGAAUAGAGGAGGACGGGUCCGGAGAAAGGCUAAGGUCAAAUUUUCAUUCCCCUGCCAUUCAGAUAAAACAGACCCAUCUUUGGUUGUCAGUGAUAGUGAUGGAGGGGCAUCAUCUGACAAUAUCCUCGUAGCAGAUGAAAUUGGUGCUGUAGCUGACGAUGAGAUGCACAUUAAUAUGGCCGACUCUCAGCUGAACAUUCAUGAUAAACGCAUACACCCUUUCGAAAUGUCCCAUAAACAUGACACCAGAGGGCAUUCAAUGUCUGAGAUUCUAGGUAGCUUCCUUGAGAGAAGUGAUCUGCAAGAAGGGAGUUCCAAACUGGAGAUCCAGAAAAGAAGAAAGAAGCAGGCUAUUUUAGUAAGAAAUGUGCUUCCAAUGGGUGAUAGCAUCCAAGAAGGCAAGGAUCUUCCUGAGGCCUUAGAUAGUGACUCUUCUUUUGAAAGUGAGAAUGAGGAGAAUGCUCAAAGUGUAAAGUCGAUUAUCUCUAGGACUAUGGCAGACCAAUUUCAUGAAGCUUUCAGAACAGUCUCUGCAAUUGAUGACAGACUGCAUGUUUCUUUUCCUAGACCCUUGUGUGGUGGAAUGUAUAGGAAGUUGCAGCAAGUAAUGCAAAUUGAGAAAGAAAGAGAGAUGGAUUCCUUAAAGAAUGCAUGUGCAGAAACUGGUUUCAAAGGAACGUCAGUUAUGGUCAGAAUUUUGUCGAGGUCUCUGGAAGCAAAGCUGAUUGUGUGCUCUUGUAAUUGUGUUGGAGAUGGAAAGAAUUUUCCUAAGGAGGCAAGGACUAUGACUAUCAUCUUCAACCCAAGAAUGUCGGACGAUGCUGAUCUGGAAGUCAGCAACCUGAUAUAUAUUCACCCUCCUUGGAAUUCGGACCUGUUUGCUUAUGUGGCACUCCAAAUUCGGACCCUCUUGCCUAGUUGGAAAGAGGUGCAGGUGAAAAAUGAAGUAAUCUUUCUAUGUUCAUACUUCUCCCAGGUCCAGCCUUGACUUCGACUUCACCCCAUUUCAACAAAUUUUACUGAUCCUCAGGUUUCGAGUACAAGUUCUAUGUUUACUUUUUAACUAAAUUUAUACACAACUAUACACAUAUGCUUGCGUGUGUGUGUGAAAACUGAAAAUAGCCAAGUGAAAGUGCUCUCAUAAAUCAUAAGCGUUUUCGAAAAGAAGAAUGAAAAAAAGUGGUCUUGUAAGCAGGAGUUGUUGCGAUUUCAGUUACUGGUGAGUGCUCUCAUAAAUUCUAUCAGAUGCUAAGUAGGAGUACAUUUUAAUUGUUGUUGUCCUGUACAUUGUCAUUAUUAUAAAAGCCCCUAUUUUGUUAUUUA